CACCACCCUCAUUUCCCCCUUAUUUCUGUCUUUCUCUUUAUCAUCCUUAGACUCCAGAAGCUCGCACAGUACGAAGAACGAUGAGAUAGAUCCCCGUGUGACGCGUCUCCCUUGCGAUGUUGUCCCGUCUCUAUCCAGCCUUCGUCACCUGACUACUCCUCUUCUACUCCUAGUUCAGUAUCCCUGAGCCGCGCGUGUACCUUUUAUUUGUCGGAGUAUGUGCGCGCGCGACUCCCUUCCGAGGAACACCAUCGAGUACCGAGACCGUUUAAGAUGAAGGAAAACUGACGACUGACGCGCGCGUUUCUCGUCAACACAGGACUCCGAAUCGUUCUUUUUGAAAAGUACUGAAUCAACAAGCUUUGGGCCUCGAAAAAGUUCUCUACCCUAACUGGAAAGAUUUGUUAAGACGUCGAGGAAGAAGGGUCAGAGGAAAAAGAAAAAGAAAAAAGAAGCCGACGGAUGACCGAUAGGGUGAAAGUUCCGGAGGGAAGGUGACGAGUGUUGAAAAACUUUUUCAAGGGUGAGAAGGGUCAUCGAGAGUGCAAGAUUCCUUAUCGAAAGAUACAUCGAGGAAAAGCGUACUGUGUACUUUGUACCGUGUACGGUGUACCGUGUACCGUGUACCGUGUACCGUGUACCGUGUACCGUGUACCGUGUACGAAGAAAAUUCUUCCAUUCGUCAAGUUACACGGUUUUCAAGGGAAUAUCGUGAAAUGUACCGGAAACGAUGGACCGUAAAAGCACUGCGAAUGGAUUUACAAUGUAACACCGUGGGUAAUGGUACGAGCGCCUCCCUCAGGAUGAUCUGCGUUUUCAUAUUUUGGAUGCUACUCUAUGAUAGUGCAGCACAUGGUAUACGUCGUUUAAAAGCAGACAUUUUCCAAGAAUGGCCGUCGCAAGGAAAAGGACCGUACUUCGAUACUUCGGUGCCAUCGAAUAUGACCGGCUUGGUUGGGAAAACUAUUCAACUGGUCUGCAAAGUGAAGAAUCUCGGAAACAGAACAGUUUCGUGGGUAAGGCAUCGAGAUAUUCAUUUGCUAACGGUGGGACGGUAUACUUAUACCAGCGAUCAACGUUUCGAAGCAGUACAUACACCUCUAUCAGAAGAGUGGACAUUGAAAAUACGAUAUCCUCAGAAAAAGGAUUCCGGCGUAUACGAAUGCCAAAUUUCAACGACCCCACCUAUAGGACUUCCAGUUCAUCUCACGAUAGUUGAACCAGUGACCGAAAUUACAGGAGGUCCAGAUUUGUUCAUCAACAUAGACAGCACGAUAAAUCUUACGUGUCUCGUAAGGUACGCACCAGAACCACCGUCCACGAUAAUUUGGAGUCACAAUCGACAGGCGAUUAAUUUCGAUUCGCCGAGAGGCGGCAUUAGCCUGAUCACGGAAAAAGGACCCAUCACGUCGAGCCGUUUGCUCAUUCAGAAGGCCAUCCAGGAAGAUUCGGGACUUUACACGUGUUCGCCUAACAAUACUCAUCCCAACAGCGUCCGAGUGCAUAUAGUUAAUGAAGAACAUCCAGCAGCGAUGCAUCACGGAAGCGGCGACAGAAUGAUGACGGCGACGUUACUUCCCCUCGUUCUAUUCCUUCGGACGAUAUUCUAGCCUUUCCUAGUGCAAGAUUCAUCCGAAAACUAACAUACACAUAUGCGUAAAUAAUUAUUAAACGAUUCGAUUAACGAGUUUUACAUUUUAAAUGUUCACGAAAUCAUCCAAAAUCACUUUUUUCCUCUAUCUUUAUUUCUUUACUCAAUUUUCAUUUCUUAACAACGUCAUAUUUGUUUCACGCCCAAAAUUUAUAACCCGAUUAUUUCGUUAAUUGAUAAGGAACAUCAAGAUUUACAUAUCUACAAGGGAUGUCGCAUAAAAACAUUUAUUUACAAUUGUUUAACAAAUAAUUCGUUUACUUCAAAAUAUGUGUUACGAAUAGAAAUGAUUAUACUGCGCGCGUUAUUGCUCAUUGUCAAAAUAUUCAUUUAAAAUAACAUUAUUUCUAAUAAUUCGCGUGAAAUAAUUAAUAAUUUAGAGAAUAAUUGCAUGUGAAAUUUCACGCGAGACACCCUUUACGCAUUUUAUUGUCGCGAAUGCGUCAAAGGAACAUUUACUAGACGUUCAUUUUACUAUUAACAAUAAUAGAUAACGAGAGCUCGUGUUGCGAUAAUAAAUAUUAAUAUCAAAGUUUUAAUAAACCAGCUCAAUCAAAGUGACGCACGCGAACGAAAAAUACAAAUAAUACGAGUUUAACGAUAAGGGAGGAUGUUGCCGAUUGUAAAUACGAAUUAUACAUUCUGUACAUAUCAAAUCGAUCGUGAAAUAAAUCAUUUACGCCUAGCUCAAAGCUACUGCGAAUACGAAUCAUACGGUUGUUAAGAAAACCUGUGUGUUUCUGUUAGAAAAAUGAAAAGAGAGAGAGAGAGAGAGAGAGAGAGAGAAACGAGAACAAAGUUAAAAAAAAAAAUAAAGGGGGAAGAAAAAAAGCGUAUCUAAAAAGAAAUAUUUCGUAGAUGGGACGCGUCAGAGUAUGGAAAAGAAGAAUCACGUGCAUACAACGGUGGGUGAUACGGCAACAUAUGCAUAAAUAUCUCCAACGGGAGUGAGUGAGUAAGAGAUAGAGAGAGAGAGAUCGUUUUUCUCAUAAAUUUCUCUAGGAACGGUGAAAAGUUUAUUCAACAAAGUUACAACGCGAUUUAAGUUUCACUCUUCAAAGGAGAUUUUAUUUUCUACGACAUCGAGUCAUCCCGUAUAUGUAUUCCACAUGUUUUCUUCAUUGCAUUUUCCAGUGUCAUAAUUACAGAGGACACAAAUAAAUAAAUUGUCUCGUAGAAUGUGGUCAAUAGAAAAUGUUAAAAUAUCAUUGAAACAAUAUUAAUUUCUAUCAUUUAUCGAACAAUUCUCCAAUUUUGUUAGAUAUUUUUGUUCAUUUAACCGAUGGGACCAUGGGGGCGAGGGUGUAAGAAAGAGAAAUAGAAAGAAAGAAAGAAAUAGAAGAGCAUUUACGUUCUUCCAUGAGUAAACAUAAAUGGAAAAAGGAAGGGUCGGUUAGAUUGGAAACAAUCAACAAAGGCUCGGGAAAAAGUCUUAGCAAAAAAUCCCAUUAUCGUUAUAGUAUUUCUUGCUAAGAAUUUUUCGCCGUAAGAUUUGCUGUAUAUAAAUAUGCAAUCACACAUACAUAUAAUAUGUACGUAUACGUACAUACCUAAAUACGUUCAUACACGUUAAUAUACAUAAAAUACAAAAGAAAAAACACAUUUUAAUACUACAUGCAUACACUCGCACAAAUAUAAACAUCUGUAUAUAUACAUAUAUAUAUAUAUAUAUAAACACGCGCAUACACUAACAGAAAUACACACAGAUAAAGAAAUUUGUAGAUGCAUUAAAAUGCAUACACACAAAUAAAUACGUUCUCGCGUAUACACAUACAUGUUUAAGAAUUAAGAAGUUAUUCGUAAAAUAGAACACUUUAUCGUAAUAUCGUAAAUAAAAAAUAUCGAAACUCCAGCCAAUACGUACCAAAUUAAUGAAGAAGAGUAGGAUAAGGAUAAAAAGAUAUCACGGUAUAUAUAUAUAUAUGUAAAAAUAUUAUAUAUAAAUAUAUACUCUCUCUCUCUCUCUCAAAAACACAUAUUAUAUAUAUUAUAUUAUAUAUAUAAUAUUAUACGAUAGGAAAUAAACACAAACUUUUUUAUAGAAUUCCAUUGGGAGGAUCAAUUACGUAAACGAUUUAUGUAUGUGUGUCAAUCGCGAAUGAAGUGCAUCAUAAUCGCAAAUGAGACGACGAGAUAUGUGAAUGUUUGAUUUAUUUCCUGUGCAUAUGUAGUAUCUCGAUACCCUUUCGAAUAAAAAAAAGGGAAAAGAAAGAAAAGUUGUAGAUUAUCUUUACCUCGUUGUAAUCGUUCUAAUAAAAUUCAUUGCUGAUCGCUAUGAUCGCUAUCAAAA
Messenger RNA from Polistes canadensis, 3941 nucleotides. Its product is annotated as neuronal growth regulator 1-like. The coding region runs from base 717 to 1610 and encodes 297 amino acids. Gene Ontology annotation, cellular component: neuron projection membrane. The transcript has 8 exons. Lineage: Eukaryota; Metazoa; Arthropoda; Insecta; Hymenoptera; Vespidae. Gene Ontology annotation, biological process: synapse organization. The record is from RefSeq and is a predicted model, not a curated record.